AUGAAAAAAACAUUCAGCAGUAAAAUAACGCUUCGUAAAAUGGAUACUGGGCUAUCAACAACUGAAGCCAGGGAAUCUCAGGUAAGCACAUCUGGUUUAAGAGACAGUAGAUCUUCUACCGGAAUCGAGGAUAGCGCAGAUAAAACUGGAAAUAGGAAUAGGAAUAAUGAAAAAUAUAAAAACAAAAAUAGAAACAGAAACAGAAACAGAAACAGGAAUAAGGAUAAGAAGACAGACAGAAAGGAGGAGAAUAAAUCUAAACCUGUGACUGACGGUGAAGAAGAAGGACCAAAGGUAUUCCAGGCGAAAAGCAGAAGGCAGAAAAACAACAAUGAAGCGAAUAGAAAGAACAACUCAAAGGAAAUAAACGAGGAUGAACAAAAACAGACCGCAAAAAGGCAAGAUGAAAUUAGUCAAUGCGUUCACAAUUUAUCUGACUUCAAACUGUUUAAAAAGGGCAGGCACGUUACCUCAUUUGGUUAUCGAAUCUCUGUUAUGACUGACUCUGGCAAAUCUACUCACAAUGUUUUAUUUCAUAUACCUUUGGAUUACCCAAAGGCCCCAAUCAAGUUGGCGAUGAGAAGUAACGAAGAAGUUUCUCCUUACAUGGAUAUCGUGAUAAUGAAUUUUAAUUGGAAAGCCCGUCAGUUGGCUAAGGAAAACUGGAGGAUUUUAUCCCAGAUAAACUAUUUGAUUAGCGAGUUUGAAAUAUUGAAACAGGCAAAUUAUAAACAAAUUGAUAAACUACGUAAUAGUUUUUACAAAACCGUAUAG
Messenger RNA from Saccharomyces mikatae IFO 1815, 774 nucleotides. RefSeq names its product Smu2p (gene SMU2). NCBI's taxonomy places the organism in Eukaryota, Fungi, Ascomycota, Saccharomycetes, Saccharomycetales, Saccharomycetaceae. The transcript has a single exon. The record is from RefSeq and is a predicted model, not a curated record. Bases 1 to 774 code for a protein of 257 amino acids.